AUGGACUGGAAGGAAGUUGCUAUAAACAAGAGUCUCGCAGCUCGCUGCAGUAGCUCAGGUAACGAGGAUAUAAGCGGCCAUUACAUGUCUAUUGAACAUCUCUUACCUUACCGUGAUCAGCUGAUUGCACUGGACGUCAAGUGAAACGCGACGUAGACCACGUACCUCAAACGAUGUACCUCAAGCAAAACUUUUAGCAGUGCUGGUAGGGUGGUCGAUGUAAAACACUCCAAAUCUGCAACUCGUAAACGACGUCUAUUCUCAAGACAAACUUCGUACGGAGUUCGAUUUCCAAAAGCACAUGGUCUGAUGUUUCACUUCCCGGCAAUCCUUACGAUACUCGGUUACGCUCACGUAACGCAUCGCUAUGUCACGCGUCACAUACUUAUCUCAAAGAAAAAUUUAGCAAAUUACAAGAUAUUAAGUAGUCACAUUUUUUUUUUUUUUUUUUACAAGGCAAUUUUUUUUUUUACAAUACAAAUGAGCCGAAUCAUGUACAGCUAAUAUUGAAUUCAGUAGGAUCAGCUCAGCUCAAACUUGGCACGGAAAACACAUAUCCCGGAUACAUAUAUAUUUAUAAGACAUUACACGUAUUAGGUUAAAAGUAAGAUUUCGAUCGUUGCCAUGUCGUUAUGGAUGAUUGAAAACAAGCCUAUAAUUUUGAAUUUAUUAAUUUAAUAAAUUUGCACGCAGCUUUCAACGGGUAACCCUCAUUAAAAAGAAAGAAAGAAAGAAAGAAAACUUAACCAAAUUGUCGCAAACCGUUUUUGCAAUUUUAAGAAAAUAGCUUUUCAUUUUUGAGGUUUUUUUAAAAUGACUGAAGUAGGAUUUGAUCGUUAAAAGGGCUUUUUAAGACAGAAUACGUCAAUUAAAAAUUCUUACGUUAACCGGCGGAACGUCGUCCACUGCAUUGCAUUUUUUACAACCAGUUUUCGUUUCCACAGUUUCCAGCGUCUUUCUCUUGAUAUCAAGAAAUCAAAAAAACUUUCCUUCAUUUUGUAAGUAUCGAUUCGGUGCCCUAAAAUCAUUCUCAAAUACCCUUCAGUUUAAAUACUUCAUCAUCAGUGCAGUGUGAUUUUCUGGACGGCAAUCUGUUUAAGAUUGUCAUGGGGUUUUUAAGACCACAAGUCCUUUGCAGAAUAUUAAUUGCAGUUGUAAUGAGUUAUGGGUUUCUUAUGUCCAUCAUGAGAAUUUCCGAAUGUAAUUUGACUUUUCCAUUGAUGAAGGAGCCUCGGUAAGUACACUUUGUUUUUAUAAGAAUGUUGCCUUUUUUCUAGCCCAGGCUAAAUAUUCUUAUUUUUUGCCGAUUUUAGGAUGAAAAAGUAUUCUUGUAUUAUUCUUGAACUAUAUCUUAUGACUUUUCGGUUUUAGAAUAUCAUUGGGGCAUCAAUCAGUGCAAUUUUAUUUGGUGUUGGCUAGUUUUGUCGUUUAGAGAGAAGGAUAAUUUUAUACGGUUAAUUAAAAAGUUAACUGAGAGCAAACAGGUUUUCAACGCACAAAGUUUUACCCUUUUCAAUUUCGUAGUUCUCAGCCUCGAUAUUCGCAUAGAAUUUAUAGCAAUUUCCCGGAUACUGGGCUGGGAAACACGAAUAUCUUUUCAGGAAACUUUUCACUAGUAUGAACUAUGAUAUUACAUAUUUCAACGGACAUUUUCACGGCUUUUUCGUACAAAUGGACAGAAUAGGAACGUUAUUAGGAGCGUUUACAACUUGCAAGGAAACACCUGUCCAAAUGAAACCGACUGUUAAAUCAUUAGUAUGUUGCGUAAUUUAAACAACAAUUCACGGUUUACAAUAUUGGAUACCCCAGUCCGCAUAUACGUAGCUGUUAAGCUAAUCUAGGCAGGACAAGUCGAGACAAAAGCAAAGUUGAACAUUUAUUUCUAAAAAAAAGAAACUGAGAAAUACUACUACAAGUAGAAAGAAACGCUGAAGUUUUUAACCAUAUUGAAAAAAUUAUUUAGCGAUGUUUCUGUUAGGCCUGCUACUGUCUCAGGUUAAGCUGGCUCGCCUGUAGCUCGACUUGAGCACGACACUAGCACGCUGACUUGGUUUUAGACGUUGAAUUUAAUUCAGUCGAAUAGAACGGCUGUCGCCGAAAACAAAGCACACACACACACAAAAACGGUUAAGCAAACUUUUAAAUGUAUUGUAAUGUAUUUAUAAUUUAUGAAUUGUGUUCGGCACGGCAGUAGCGCGACGUUUGAAACCAAGUCGAGCUACUGCAUAGCACGACUUGGUUUCAAACGUCGCGUUACCGCGUGCUAAAGUUUAAUUCGAUAUAAAUUUAGUUCGGCUCGGAAGUAGCACGACAUUUGAAAAAGGCCUUACUCAUGAAUUAAUGGCUGAAAUUGAAUAAUAAUUACAGUAAAAUGAAAACAAUACGGUAACAAUAAACAUUCUAAGCUACAAAGAUUCUAAGCAACAAAGUAUCAUAUUAAUUACAAAUUAAUUGAAAAUGUCUUAGGCUCAGAUUUAAUAUACAGAUUUAGCCAGGGCUAAAAACGAAACUCUCGCUAACAAGAUACUUCCGAAAAAAAAAAAAAAAAAGAAUGGUGUAAUGUGAUAAACGGCGACGGGAACAAAAUCAAUAAAUCUAAGUAGCAAAAAAACAAAUUUGCACGUGCAACACACUUUUUUGCCGCUGUUUUGCACGACUACAAUGCCUGUGGUGUGGACGGACAGGCGGGCGGACAUACGGUCUACCAAAAUUUCUCGGAUGCCUAGGUAACCAAAUUUUCUUACCCAUGGUGUUCCACGAACGCGAGAGUUCCGCUAAAACUAAUUUACAAUAUAGAAUUACAAGCAACUGAAAAAGAUUAACUAGAAGAGCACUACGUUCUCGAGGGAAUAUACGUCGAUUAAAGUUCACAUAAAUAAAUAGGUGCCAUGUCAACAAGCAAAAUUUUAAAGUCAAUUCGCCCUGUUACUGUCCACGGUUGGCGGGUGGGGCAAUAAACAGUAUGGUUGUAAUCCCGUCAUAUUGCCUGAUAUAUCAUGAGACCCGCGGCUAUUUUAAAUGGGGGAAUGGGGAAUGGUGGAAUGGGGAACGACGAACGAGGAACGAGGAACGAAGAACAGGGAACGGGGAAUCUUUAUAAUGGAGAGGGAAAUCUUUAAAUUGCUACUGAGUAAAAUGUCUGAAUCUGGUUUUGUGAAAGACAACAAAAUAACCAUUCAGUUUAAAUGACUGUUUUUUUUUCCCUUUUUUAGUCAUAGACUUAAACAAGAAAGGUUUAAUGAUAGUGAGGGAAACACAGUCACAAGUUCAUACGACUUCACCGGCAACCAGGCACAAGAGAAAACUUCAGUCCCAUGCAAGCCGGUAAACAAUAAUUUAUUUUUGAAGGUAUACAAAACGGGCUCAAGCACAGUGACUAACAUUUUUAACCGAUAUGGCGAUAAAAGAGAUCUGAUAUUUGCUUUGCCGACGGAAGACAGCUUUCACUGGCCUCUUCGAUUCGAAGUAAGUUACGCAACUACAUUUGGUGAGGCGCCUAAUAUUCUGUGCAAUCACGCAAGGUAUAAUAGGGCUCCAAUGCACUUCCUUUUUCCCAAGGAAACAACUCGCUACAUCACAAUGUUGAGAGAUCCACCCGCACAAUUAGAAUCUGUUUUCAAUUAUUAUGAUAUAUAUAGAAAGACUUUUCAGCCACAAAGCUCCACCAUGACACCACUGGAGAGCUUUUUCCAAAAUAUCACUUUUUAUCGGUCUAGUCGAGUACUAGAUGGUUUGGGGGUUGACUUAAACUUAUUGAAAAAUCCAUCUCUAUUUGACCUUGGACUUGAUAAAGAAUACCACGAAAACUUGACUAUGGUACAGGAUUACAUCCGUUUUCUGCAGCAAGAGUUUGAUCUUGUGAUGCUCAUGGAAUACUUUGACGAGUCGUUAGUUCUGCUAAAACGACAAUUGUGCUGGAAAAUGGAGGACAUUCUUUUCUUUAAACUUAAUGAACGGGUGCAAAAGGAAAAGCAACAUAUCUCGAAUCAGGUGAGAGAGCAGAUUAAAAAGUGGAAUUCAGCCGACGUGCUGCUAUACGACGCGUUCAAUCAAACGCUGUGGCAGAAGAUAAUGAAGGAAGGUCCAGAUUUCUUCGUAGAUCUUUCGAUUUUCAAGAAAGAAAAAGAGGCCAUGAAAAACAAAUGUUUACGAAAAGGGAAAUUCCUUACGAAACUAUGGCUUCGGAAAAAAGUUCAAGGUUAUAAAUUAAAAACAAACAUUUCAAAAGAACUUAAUACAACGUGCACGAAAAUGACAAUGAAUGAGUUAAAAUAUUUGAGUUAUCUCCAAAGAAAACUAACCAAACAGCUUCAAGAUGACGAUGACAAUCGUAUUGUGCUUUGCCUGCUAUUAUUUUCGCUGAUUUUAUGUAUUUUGCUUCUUAUAAUUUCUUGUUGUGGUUUCCCGGCGAAGAAGCAUUUGCUUUUUAAUGGCAAACUUGACCUGCCGAAUAGGUCGAAUAGGCUUUUGUCGAUUGUGCUAGCAUAAUUUUAAGCAUAAUUUGGUAAAACGAGCAUAAUUUUUACCUUUUUUUGUAAAGAAAAGUACUGCUAGCAUAAUCUUUUGUUUUCCUUCCACGUUGUGAAACAUUGUCAUGAUUUUGUACUAAACAUAUUUCUACUUACUGAAUUGUGUUUCUAGAAAGCUUCUUGAGGAAAGACGACUUGUUCUAAGUCGCAAGUUUAUCUCUGCAUGGGCGUUGCGUACUGUUAGUGUACCGUAUAAUCUUAGAUCUAGCCAGGAAACGUUUACACCCUUACAUUAAAACCAAAACAGUGAAUUGUUUUAUUACUUUUAAAUUUUUAGAUUAGUUUCAUUGCAUUUUAUAUGUAUUAUAGUAUCACUGUUGUUAAUUUUAUCACUUGACAAUUCAGUCUUUACUGCAAAGAGUGGAAUAAACGAUCUUUGUUUGUUUGUUUGUCUGUUCGGUCGUUGUCAUGUUCUUUGAUUUCAGGCCCCAUUCGUAUGACUCGGUAG
This is a messenger RNA of Porites lobata, 4977 nucleotides long. NCBI's taxonomy places the organism in Eukaryota, Metazoa, Cnidaria, Anthozoa, Scleractinia, Poritidae. The record is from the annotation of a GenBank genome assembly.